AUGGGAGAGGCUGAGAAGGGUCUCUUCUCGGUAAUAGAGAAGCUGAAGGCCUCCACCGAGCAGGAGGUGAGGAUCGUUCUCCUGGGCCUCGACAACGCGGGAAAGACCACGCUGCUGAAGAAGCUGGCCAGUGAAGACCUCAGCACGAUCACACCUACGCAGGGAUUCAACAUUAAGUGCGUGGCCUCAAACGGCAUGAAGCUGAACGUGUGGGACAUCGGGGGACAGAGGCAGAUCCGGUCCUUCUGGAGGAAGUAUUUAGAGAACACGGACCUGCUGAUCUACGUCAUAGACAGUGCCGACAAAAAGCGGUUUGAAGAGACAGGGCAGGAGCUCUCUGAGCUGGUCAUGGAAGAGACCCUGAAGGGCGUGCCCAUUCUAGUCUUCGCCAACAAGCAGGACUUGGCCACGGCGUCCCCUGCCAGCGAGAUCGCCGAGGGACUCAACCUGCACACCUACCGGGACCGGGAGUGGCAGAUCCAGGCCUGCUGUGCGCUUUCAGGAGAGGGUGUGCAGGAUGGCAUGACUUGGAUCUGUAACAGCUUCUGUAAUCUGAAAAAAUGAAGUUGGUCAAACUUGACUUCGAAAAGAGAAUAUGCCGCAGACCUUUUUCUUCUUCUGGUUUAUACUCCUCCUGGUUCUGUUCUCGGACCAAUACAUUUCUUCGUCCUUGGAUCUGUUCCAUUACUGUACAGUACUCAUGAAUUAACUAAUCGCCAUGGCAAUGAAUAUAAUUCUGAUGAAUCCAUGAAUGUCACUUCAGACUAACAUGGCAAGUUGGGCACCAUGAAUUGAGGGAGGAUGUUUGUUGUUUUUUUCAAAGACGAUAUGGGAGAAAGAUCCAGAGGAACUGUAAUAACAACAGCAUUGAUUAAUUACUUGAAUAAGUGCAUAUUGUUCUACAUGUAAAAC
Conger conger (European conger) is the source of this 912-nucleotide messenger RNA. RefSeq names its product ADP-ribosylation factor-like protein 3. Gene Ontology annotation, biological process: cilium assembly. Gene Ontology annotation, cellular component: microtubule cytoskeleton; cytoplasm. The transcript is spliced from 6 exons. Bases 1 to 564 code for a protein of 187 amino acids. The record is from RefSeq and is a predicted model, not a curated record. Gene Ontology annotation, molecular function: GTP binding; GTPase activity. Lineage: Eukaryota; Metazoa; Chordata; Actinopteri; Anguilliformes; Congridae.